AUGCAAAAAUUCUACCAAGUCAGUCUAGUCAAUAGUGUUGCCACGGUGAAGGUUCAACGAUACAGCGAGGCACAAACAGUGCUCCUGACUGUAUCUAUAAAUGUUUCUGCUAUACUUGAGAUGACAAGUGCAUUCGACCCUAAAGGGGAAGUGCGCGCGAGGCGCGAGAAUGCGCGAAGCGCAGGAAUGCGCGCGCAUGGUAGUAAAUGGGUAUUGUUGUGGUUCCGUCCUCUGUCGUUCUCGUGGGUGAGGAACUUGGUAGACAGUGGAUGGAUGCUUCCGGAUGGCUGGUGCUAUAGGGCGCUCAAGCGCAGGAAAGCUCGCACGCAUAUACAUCGUGAAGCGCAGGAAGUUGAAGCAUACAGAAUGAUGCUACAAGUUCGUGCUGUAUACUCCUUGGUGAAAACUGCAAUAUUGCACAAGGAGAGGCCCAAUGGGCCCCCACAAAGACCGCGCACGAAAGAUCCAAGAGCGCAAGAGGGAAUUCAAGUGCAGUUGCGCAUCAAGGAAGAGGGAAGCAGACCAAAAGACAAAAGAGCAGGAGACGGACGAGCGCAGAUGCGCAUUGAGGAAGAGGGAAGCGGAUUGAAAGAUGAAAAAAUGGGAGAGGGAAGAGCGCCGAUGCGCAUCAAGGAGGGAAGUGGAUCAAAAGAAAGCUGCUGGUGGGCCAUCAAGCUUGAAGUCGAAGUGGAGAUGUUGGAUCUUGAGGAUCUGGGGUCUGCUUUGGAGAAUCGGGUCCAACUUGUCCUGAAGGUAGCAGGUGCAAACAUCCAAAGGAGCUUGCAUCUCAAUAUGCAAUCUGGAGGAACUAAAACUUACGUCCCAGAAGGAAAUCUCCAGCUGCCAUACAGACGCACUCUUGAGGCUCGUAGCAAUGUUCACGCUAGAUUGCAAAGGUGCAAGCUGAGGGAUGGCGUCACAAACGUCACACAAUAG
Suillus discolor is the source of this 936-nucleotide messenger RNA. RefSeq lists its product as uncharacterized. The record is from RefSeq and is a predicted model, not a curated record. NCBI's taxonomy places the organism in Eukaryota, Fungi, Basidiomycota, Agaricomycetes, Boletales, Suillaceae. The coding region runs from base 1 to 936 and encodes 311 amino acids. The transcript has 11 exons.